AUGUAUCAAUUCUUCAAAGACGCCUUCUUCAACUUCGAACUCGUCCGCUUGCUCGGAUCCACAAGCUUUGGUGGAUGUGAAAUUGGUGAAGCACUCGAGGCCCUGCCGGACAUUCGAGAACAAAAUCCAGAAAGCUGGUAUAAUGCGUGGUCGAAGGCAGGGUUGCGAGCAGAAAGACUUGCCCACGAGGCAGAGCAGCAAGGGAACCGAGUCGCCCGCCAUAAAGCUCUGAUGCGUGCCUCCAACUACUUUCGCGCCGCGCAAUUUAUGCUGAACUCUCGACCUGACAAGCGCAUUCUUGAUACUGCGGAGCGCUCGGUUCACAAUUUCAAACAAGGCAUACGUCUACGGGAAGGACCCGUAUACGAGAUUGAGAUCCCGUACGAGAGCAUUCGUCUGUCUGGUUAUCUAUACCUGCCUCCGGCCUCUAAGCGUCUACCGGGUGGGAAAGCCCCUAUCGUCAUAACGACCGGUGGCUUAGACUCGACUGCCGAAGAGCUCUAUCUCGUUGGCGGAGCAUUUGGCCCGGAUCUCGGGUACGCGGUACUCAUAUUUGAAGGACCCGGCCAAGGCAUUGUUCUACGCCGAGAAGCACAUUCAUAUAUGCGACCUGACUGGGAAACCGUCACAGGACCAGUUCUGGACUUCCUUUACACCUUUGCCACACAACAUCCUGAUCUCGAGCUCGACCUAACCCGAGUUGCUCUCCACGGCGCUACCUUGGGAGGCUACUAUGCGCUGAGAGGCGCAGCCGACCCACGAAUCUCCGCCUGCAUUGCCGUGGACCCGUUCUAUUCCAUGUGGGAAGUGGCUAUUACCCGCCUGCCAGCUCCUUUCAUUAAUUCCUGGACGUCAGGCUGGCUGAGCGAUGGGGUCUUCAAUGGUACCUUGGGCCUGCUUUCCAGGUUCAACUUUCAGCUUAAAUGGGAGUUGAACCAAGUACAGUGGGCCAUGGGAAUGAAAACUCCAGCAGAUGCUAUGCGACGAAUGCAGGACUUUACGCUACAAACCGCCGAUGGUGGUGAGUAUCUUCACCAGGUCAAGUGUCCUGUCAUGAUUACCGGCGCUGCAGCAUCUAUCUACGCGACAGAGGAUCCUAGUGCAAACAAGAUUUUUAGCCGAUUGAAGCAUCUUUCCGAGAGUCAAAAACAUCUCUGGGUUGGCAAGGAUAUAGCCGAGGGGGGACUCCAGGCAAAGGUUGGCGCUUUUAGCUUGGCGCAGCAUCGGAUCGUUGCGUUUCUGGAUCGGCAAUUUGGGAUUCACCGGAGCAUAUAG
Molecule: messenger RNA, 1275 nt
Organism: Penicillium samsonianum
Lineage: Eukaryota; Fungi; Ascomycota; Eurotiomycetes; Eurotiales; Aspergillaceae
Gene: psoB
Product: hydrolase psoB
Exons: 1
Coding region: 1-1275 (424 amino acids)
Source: RefSeq, a predicted model, not a curated record